Molecule: messenger RNA, 1842 nt
Organism: Scophthalmus maximus (turbot)
Lineage: Eukaryota; Metazoa; Chordata; Actinopteri; Pleuronectiformes; Scophthalmidae
Gene: ldb3b
Product: LIM domain binding 3b
Exons: 10
Coding region: 348-1220 (290 amino acids)
Biological process (GO): muscle structure development; heart development; actin cytoskeleton organization
Cellular component (GO): filamentous actin; Z disc; adherens junction
Molecular function (GO): muscle alpha-actinin binding; actin binding
Source: RefSeq, a predicted model, not a curated record
CUGUCUGUCCCUCACCCUCAGCAACCCUGCAGGCAAGAAACUCUUCUCCAUCUAAAGACUGAGUAUAAUGUUGAUUUUUGAGAGUUUGCACUUUCUCAGAGUCGAGAGGUUCCACAGCGACUGACUGACCCACCCACCAGCACCACCAGCACCAACCCUAGGGCGUUUUUGUCCUGAGAGCUGGGAGCGGACGGGCAGAGACGGAAGCGAAAAGCCAGGGCUUACAGAGGAGGAGGACAAAAGGAUAGCAGGGGAGGACGGAGAGCGAGGGCAGGCCGAGCAGGAGGGGAGCAGCACACAGACCAGCAGGAGUUGUUAUCAGGGGGAGUGUUGACGUCUGACCGAAGAUGAGUACGUACACGGUGGCUCUGAAUGGCCCUGCUCCAUGGGGCUUCAGACUACAGGGGGGCAAGGACUUCAACAUGCCGCUCACCAUCUCCAGGAUAACUCCAGGCAGCAAGGCGGCGGGCGGCAGCCUGGCCCAGGGCGACAUCAUCUCAUCCAUUGACGGGGUUAGCACUGAUGGGAUGACGCACCUGGAGGCCCAGAACAAGAUCAAGGCGGCCACCAACACACUGUCCCUGACCAUGCAGAAAUCAAGACGCCCUGCACCAGUUCCCACAGCAACUCCAAGAAUGGACUCACCCAUGCCAGUCAUCCCCCACCAGAAGGUUAUCGCAAACACAGCUGGAAAUGUGGAGUACACUCCCAGCUUCAACCCCAUAGCUCUGAAAGACUCGGCCCUGUCCACCCACAAGCCCAUUGAGGUGAGGGGUCCGGGCGGAAAGGCCACCAUCGUUCACGCCCAGUACAACACACCAAUCAGCAUGUACUCGCAGGACGCCAUCAUGGACGCCAUCGCAGGGCAGUCGCAGGCCAAGGGACACGACAGUGAGGAGGCGGGCUCCCCCUUGGCUGGGGUUCUGCCCGUCAAGGACCCUGUGGUCGACUGUGCGUCUCCCGUGUACCAGGCAGUGAUCCGGCCCGGUGAGAUGAACCAGGACAUGUCCGAAUGGGCUCGCCGCGCUGCCAACCUGCAGUCCAAGAGCUUCCGAAUCCUGGCCCACAUCACUGGCACUGAAUACCUGCAAGACCCAGAUGAAGAGGCCCUGCAGAGGUCGAGAGAGAAGUUUGAGUCCGAGGUGAAAGGGCCUCGCUUUGCCAAGCUGAAGAACUGGCACAACGGACUGUCUGCACAGAUCCUCAACGUCCAGGAGUAAAGAGGAGCGGGAGAAAAACCAGAAAGAGAGAAAGAGAAAGAGAAAGAGAGAGAGAGAGAGAGAGAGACAGAAAGGAGGACAUGGACAAAAGUACAGGAGUGAACAGGAAGAGGGGAUAGAUUACAGAGGGGGGUAAAGGAGCAGGAGGAGGAGGAGGAAGAGGAGGAAACUCCUCGGCGAUGUGAGAUAGUGUUGUAGACUACAUCAGUAGAACGUGAGAUACUAACUGUUAGUGUGAGAAUGCUCUGUGUUCAUAAGCUCAAAUGUACCUGUCCACUGCUAAGACCUGAUCUCGCAUUUGGGUUUUUCUUGGGUUCUUUGUUUCCUGUUUGUUUGGGUGCUGUCUCUCUUAAGCGAAAGGGAAAUUGUACAAAAAAUCACAAGUAUUCAAGUGAAAUUGCAGAAAUGAUGAUGUUUAUUUUACGCCCCCCCCGCCAGGUACAUAAACGGCGUACACAAAUUAAUGAGUUUGAACACUCUCAGCAUGCUUGUGAGAAGGCUCGUAAAGGACAUAUACACAUAGACAUUAAUAUAUAAAUAUGCACAGAUACAGUAUGUACAAAAAUGCACUCAAAAAAUGUACUGAUAUUAAUGUGAAUAAAUGUUUUCUUUAAACUAUAAA